AUGGCACGGUUUGGAGAUGAGGUACCGGCCAGGUAUGGCGGUGGGCCCGGCGGAGGGGGCCCGGGCGGCCGAGGUGGGAGCAGACAAGGAGGACCCCACGGACACGGUCACGGACACGGGCAUGGACACGGCCAUGGACAUGGCCCACCCGGAGGGCCCGGUACCCAGAGAGUGUACAAGCAGUCUAUGGCGCAAAGAGCCCGGACCAUGGCCCUGUAUAACCCCAUUCCCGUGCGCCAGAACUGUUUCACCGUCAACCGCUCGCUGUUCAUUUUCAGUGAGGAUAACUUCAUCAGAAAAUACGCCAAAAAGAUCACCGAAUGGCCUCCAUUUGAGUGGAUGAUUCUUUCCACCAUCAUCGCCAACUGCAUCGUCUUGGCUCUGGAGCAACAUUUGCCUGAUGGGGACAAGACGCCGCUGUCUGAGCGCCUGGAUGAUACGGAGCCGUACUUCAUAGGGAUCUUCUGUUUUGAGUCUGGAAUAAAGAUCCUGGCGCUCGGUUUCGCGUUCCACAAGAACUCCUACCUGAGGAACGGAUGGAACGUCAUGGACUUUGUGGUGGUGCUCACGGGGAUCCUGUCCACUAUAGGUUCCGAUUUCGACUUGCGGACCCUCAGGGCGGUGCGAGUAUUGAGGCCCCUCAAACUGGUGUCCGGUAUUCCCAGCUUACAGGUGGUGCUCAAAUCCAUCAUGAAGGCCAUGAUUCCUCUGCUGCAAAUUGGCCUGCUUCUUUUCUUUGCCAUCCUCAUGUUCGCCAUCAUCGGCCUGGAGUUCUACAUGGGCAAAUUCCACACAACCUGCUUUGACAAUCACACAGGUGAGAUCCGGGAAGAGUUUCCAUGUGGGACGGAGCCUCCGUCCCGGCUGUGUCCCGAGGGCACCAUGUGUAGGCAGUACUGGCUGGGACCAAACUACGGCAUCACACAGUUUGACAACAUCCUGUUUGCUAUCCUCACCGUCUUCCAGUGUAUCACCAUGGAGGGCUGGACGGACCUGCUCUACUAUAGCAACGAUGUCUCAGGGAGUGCAUGGAACUGGAUGUACUUCAUUCCCCUCAUCAUCAUCGGCUCCUUCUUCAUGCUCAACCUGGUGCUGGGUGUAUUGUCAGGGGAGUUUGCCAAAGAGAGAGAGCGUGUGGAGAACAGAAGUGAGUUCAUGAAGCUCAGAAGACAGCAGCAGAUUGAAAGGGAACUCAAUGGUUAUUUGGAGUGGAUCUGCAAAGCUGAAGAGGUCAUCUUGGCGGAUGAUGACAAUGAAAAUGAUUAUGACGGCUCACGGAGAAGAGCCACAAAGAACCAUAAGAGCAAAGCAGAGCUUUUAAACCCAGAGGAAGGGGAGGGAGAUCUGGCAGUCGGGUCACCGUUUGCCCGCGGCAGCUUGAAGAGCUCCAAGCUCGAAGGAUCGGAUUUCAAGCGGCGGGAGCGCCGGCUCCGCUUCCUUGUCCGACACAUUGUUAAGUCCCAGGCCUUCUACUGGACCGUGCUGUGUUUGGUGGGCCUGAAUACCAUGUGUGUGGCUGUAGUGCACUAUGACCAGCCAGACCCACUGUCAGAUUUUCUAUAUUUUGCUGAAUUAGUCUUCCUGGGGAUAUUCUUGACAGAGAUGAUGGUGAAGAUGUACGGCCUGGGCAAGCAGGCCUACCUCAACUCCUCCUUCAACUGCUUCGACUGCAUUGUGAUAUGCGGUAGUAUUUUUGAAGUGCUGUGGUCCAUCAUCCAGCCGGGCACUUCCUUCGGCAUCAGUGUGCUACGAGCUCUCAGGUUAUUGAGGAUUUUCAAAGUCACCAAGUACUGGGCAUCUUUGCGUAACCUUGUCGUCUCUCUGCUCAACUCCAUGAAGUCCAUCAUCAGCUUGCUCUUCCUGCUCUUCCUCUUCAUCGUUGUCUUCGCCCUGCUGGGCAUGCAGCUCUUCGGAGGACAGUUUAAUUUUGAAAGUGGCACUCCUCCAACCAACUUCGAUACCUUCCCCGCAGCAAUAAUGACAGUGUUCCAGAUUCUGACUGGCGAGGACUGGAACAUGGUGAUGUACGAUGGCAUCAAGUCUCAAGGCGGAGUCAACAAGGGCAUGGCCUUCAGUGUCUUCUUCAUUGUCCUCACACUUUUUGGCAACUACACUCUGCUGAAUGUGUUCUUGGCCAUCGCCGUGGAUAAUUUAGCCAACGCACAGGAACUGACCAAGGAUGAACAGGAGGAAGAGGAGGCUGCCAGUAAGAAGAUCGCCCUGCAGAAAGCCAAGGAGGUGGCUGAAGUCAGCCCCUUGUCUGCCGCCAACCUUUCCAUUGCAGCCAACAAAGUACACAGUGAGUGUCACAACGCUUCCGACCCCUUUCUGGACUGUAAGGAGCAGCAGAAGAACAACAAGGGCAUCAACAAGUCAGUGUGGGAACAACGCACCAAGGAGCUGAGGAGGCAGACGCUGGUGACCAGCCGCGAGGCGCUCUACAAUGAGCUGGACACCGAUGAACGCUGGAAGGCAAGGACAGGGAGGGAGGAGCAAAACAAUGUGAACUGCUCCCGUAACGUCCGUCCAGACAUGAAGACCCACCUCGACCGGCCGUUGGUGGUUGACCCCCUCGAGAACCGCAACAACAACACCAACAAGACCACCGCAAACAAUUCAGAGCUCUGCUUCAGCCAGCAGCAGCCUGCUGACGAGCUGAACAGACAGACACGCCUCCACGAACACAGCGGCCAAGUCGGAGGUGGUGGCGGAGGAGGCUCGGCUCCGGUCAGGCCUCCCUUGGAUCGGGGCGAAUCCACAGAGAGCCGACGGAGUCGUAAAGGCGAGCACCACCACCGCAGCUCUCACGUCCGAUUGGACGCCACGGUGAUUCCUGGGCCAGGCUCGGAGGAGAGGCCUUCCAGGCGGCAUCACCACGCCCGCAGCGGCAGUCGAGGGGGCGGGCAGUCAGAGCACAGGAAGCCCAGAACGCAUCGGAAAUGUGCCGAAGAUGGCGAGGAUGGCGCGGGAGGAGCCGUAAAAACGGGGAGACACAAGAACAAAGGAGUUGACGGAGGUGGAGAAGGAGGAGAGCGGGAGGGAGCUGGGGAUGGCAGUGAGAGGAGGCCAAGAAGAAAUCGCCAUGGCAACCAAACUGAGGGCGAGGGGAGGAGGAUGUGCCAGCACAGAAGGAAGGAUUGCGGUGUCCCGAACCUCUCUACGACACGGCCCAUUCAGAAGAGCGUCUCCAGGCAGGACAGCCAGUACAGUGAGGACAUGGACAACCUCAUGAAUACCAAGCUGGUCUCUGGCUCGACCCCGGCCAGCGAUGGUCAACCUAAUCCAGUUCCCAACCACAUUGUGGCCCCAGGCUUUGGAUCUGCCCUCCAACUUGCUAACAGUGGCACUCAUGGGAGUUUGGUCACAUUAGAUAGCUACGGGAGCAUCGCCCAUCACCGUACCAACAGUGUCCUCAGGCUGCCCCACCCUGACUACACAGCAUUAGACGUGCCCAUUUUUCCAUCCACUAAUGCCAUACUGCAGAUCAAUAAGAAUGCCAACACAGAGCCCUUGCCACCAAAGGAGGAUAAGGACGACGAUGAUGAUGAGAAGGGCGGUGAAGGCGGACGCAAGCCCAUGCCUCCCUUCAGCUCCAUGUUCAUCCUGUCCACCACCAACCCGUUUCGGCGGUUGUGUCACUACAUCUGCACCCUGCGAUAUUUUGAGAUGUGCAUCCUGCUGGUCAUUACCAUGAGCAGUAUUGCCCUGGCAGCUGAAGACCCUGUGUGGCCCGAAUCCCCUCGCAAUAAUGUUCUACGUUAUUUCGACUAUGUCUUCACAGGAGUUUUCACAUUUGAGAUGCUAAUAAAGAUGGUGGAUCUGGGGCUCGUCUUGCACCAGGGCUCAUAUUUUCGGGACUUGUGGAACAUCCUUGACUUUAUAGUGGUUAGUGGUGCUCUGGUGGCCUUCGCCUUCACCGGCGGCGGGGGCAGCAGUAAGGGAAAAGACAUCAGCACGAUCAAGUCUCUGAGGGUACUGAGAGUGUUGCGACCUCUGAAGACCAUCAAACGUCUUCCUAAACUCAAGGCUGUGUUUGACUGUGUGGUGAACUCUCUGAAGAAUGUGCUGAACAUCCUGAUCGUCUACUUACUCUUCAUGUUCAUCUUUGCUGUGGUGGCCGUGCAGCUCUUCAAGGGGCGCUUCUUUUACUGCACUGAUGAAUCCAAAGAAUUUGAGCGCGACUGCAGGGGCGAGUAUCUGGUGUAUGAAUACAAUAACGAAGUGAAGGCGCAGAAGCGGGAGUGGAAGAAGUACGAUUUCCACUACGACAACGUGGCUUGGGCCCUCCUCACCCUCUUCACCGUUUCUACCGGAGAGGGGUGGCCGCAGGUACUGAAGCAUUCAGUGGAUGCGACCUAUGAGAAUCGGGGCCCGAGCCCGGGGUACCGGAUGGAAAUGUCCAUCUUUUACGUGGUGUACUUCGUGGUCUUCCCCUUCUUCUUCGUCAACAUCUUCGUGGCUCUCAUCAUCAUCACGUUCCAAGAGCAAGGAGACAAGAUGAUGGAGGACUAUAGUUUAGAAAAGAAUGAGAGAGCCUGUAUAGACUUUGCCAUCAACACCAGGCCCCUGACACGCCACAUGCCUCAGAACAAGCUGAGCUUUCAAUACCGCAUGUGGGAGUUUGUGGUUUCGCCGCCAUUUGAGUAUACCAUCAUGGCGAUGAUCGCGCUCAACACGGUCGUGCUGAUGAUGAAGUAUGACGGCGCUUCUGAGACCUAUGAAGCUGUGCUAGCCAACCUGAACAUAGUGUUUACCUCCCUCUUCUCCAUGGAGUGUGUACUGAAGAUCAUCGCCUUUGGAGUACUGAAUUAUUUCAAAGAUGCCUGGAAUAUUUUUGACUGUGUGACAGUUCUGGGCAGCGUUACUGACAUCCUGGUCACCGAGCUUGGGAUGAAUAAUUUCAUCAACCUAAGUUUCCUGAGGCUGUUCAGGGCAGCUCGUCUCAUCAAGCUGCUGCGCCAGGGAGAAACCAUCCGUAUCUUGCUGUGGACCUUCGUUCAGUCCUUCAAGGCACUGCCUUAUGUCUGCCUCCUCAUUGCCAUGCUGUUCUUCAUUUACGCCAUUAUUGGCAUGCAGCUGUUUGGAAGUAUCGCAAUUGAAGAAGACGGAGAGAGUGCCAUCAAUCAGCACAACAACUUCCAGACCUUCGUAAUGGCUCUCAUGCUGCUCUUCAGAAGUGCAACCGGAGAGGCGUGGCACGAGAUAAUGCUUUCGUGUCUGGGGAGCAAGAGGUGUGACCCUCAGACAGGAAAUCCGGAGCCGGAGUGUGGCAGCCAGUUUGCAUACCUCUACUUUGUCUCCUUCAUCUUCUUCUGUUCAUUCUUGAUGCUGAAUCUGUUCGUGGCCGUCAUCAUGGAUAACUUUGAGUAUCUGACGAGAGAUUCAUCCAUCCUGGGACCUCACCACCUGGAUGAGUAUGUCAGGAUAUGGGCCGAGUAUGAUCCUGCUGCCUGCGGGCGCAUUCAUUAUAAGGACAUGUACAGUUUAUUACGAGUAAUCGACCCGCCUCUCGGCUUAGGCAAGAAAUGCCCCCAUAGGGUGGCCUGCAAGCGACUGCUCCGUAUGGAUCUGCCCGUGGCCGAUGACAACUCGGUCCACUUCAACUCCACCCUCAUGGCCUUGAUCCGCACAGCACUGGACGUCAAGAUCGCCAAGGGUGCGGAAGGUGGUAUUGACAAGCACCAGAUGGACGCAGAGCUGAGGAAAGAGAUGAUGGCGAUCUGGCCCAACCUCUCCCAGAAGACUCUGGAUUUGCUGGUUACGCCACAUAAGUCAGCCACAGACCUGACAGUGGGGAAAAUCUACGCAGCUAUGAUGAUCAUGGAGUACUACCGGCAGAGCAAGAUCAAGCGCUCGCAGGCUCUUCGUGACGAGCAGAAUCGAACGCCAUUACUGUUUCAGCGCGUGGAGCCUCCUUCCCCCGGCCAGGAUGGGGGUCCGGGACUUAACAACGCCCUCCCUCCACCUGAGACGACAGAGACUGUCAACGGCCUGCCGGUGGAGGGGGGGGUCCCGGAGAGCCAAUCGUGGGUUACGGCUCGUGCUCAGGAGAUGUCCCAGAAGGCCGGCAGCUGGAGCCCCGAGGGACGCCCUGAGGACGGCCUGGGAAGCAUGAGCAACUCUCAGACGGUAGAGAUGAGAGAGAUGGGGCAGGAUGGUUACUCGGAUACUGAGAACUUUCCACCAAUGGAAGGCCAUGGCAGGGCCGCUUCCAUGCCCCGCCUCCCAGGCGACAACCAAACCAUCAAUGACAGCAGUCCCAUGAAGCGCUCCGCCUCGUCGCUGGGCCACAGCAGGUCUGGGCGGGGCCACAGAGACAAAGGAGGUGCAGACGACUACAACAUGGAGAGUGUACCCGAGGAGGGGAGAACUUCCAGACAUGGACACCGGCGGAAAGACCGGAAUCAUCGUGCAUCUGAGAGGUCCCUGUGCCGCUACGCAGAGGCUGACACAGGCGUCGGCACAGACCUGAGCACAACCACCCAGUCGGGCGACCUCACGUCCAAAGACAAGGAUCGCGACAGAGAUCGCGGCCGGUCCAAAGACCGCAAGCACCACCACCACCAUCACCACCACCACGGCUCGGUGGACAAGGAGCGCUAUGUAGCAGAGCGAGGGGGCGAGUACGGGCACAGGCACACCCGCGACCGGGAGCACGACCGGGAGCGAGAGCAAGACCGGGAUAGGGAGAGAGAACCGGACCGGCGCUGGUCCCGAUCGCCCAGCGAGGGUCGCGAGUGCAUGACGCACAGACAGGGCAGUAGUUCGGUCAGUGGAAGUCCCGUCCCCUCAACCUCGGGGACCAGUACGCCACGCCGGGGGCGCCGACAGUUGCCUCAGACCCCUGCAACACCCCGGCCGCAUGUUACCUACUCCCCUGUUGUCCGUAAGGCCGCGCCCACACAACCUGGGGGACCACAGAGCCGACCACCAGCCCCCCGCCACUUUUCUCCGGAGCCUGCCCAAGGACAGGGUCCUCCUCCCGCUGGACCCCCUAUAGCCCACCAUGGCACAUCUCGCCAGGGUCAUCAUCCCCCGCCUCGCUGGGGAGACACAGGUGGGGGAAGUGGCUCCAUGGAAGAGGAUGGCUGCUUCUACAGCCAGGACUAUGAACCCCAUCAUGAACCACCUGCUUAUGAGCAGAGCCCCAUGCAAGGUGCCAACCACCCACUGCCACCUCCUCCACAGCCACAGCCACACAACCCCCAUCCCCUCCCUCCACCCCAGCCACACCCUGUAAACAACCCCCACCCUCAUCCACCGCCCCACCCACAGCCCAGUCGCAUCUCGCCUAGAACUGCCGGCCAGGCGCCCCCUCCCACCACCGCCCUGACUGGGCCUGCACAGGGCCAGAUGCAGCCUGCCGCCCAGCGCCGCUUACCCAAUGGCUACCGCUCUUCUUCGCCAUCCACACAUCUCCAUGGACCCCCACAUACUGGGCCUCACAAGGUCCCGCCUCCAGCUGGGCAUCCCAGAGGUCCCUGCAAGGGCCCGCAUGAACCCUACAGCGAGAAGGAGGCGAACGACUGGUGCUAGCCUCUGGGGAUGGGGGAGGGGCGUAAGGAGGGAAACGAAUUGAUAGAUGGACCAAAAGAGGAAGAUGGGAGGCUCUGAGCCUGAGCUCUGACUGCCAAGGGAAACCAUGAAUCUUUCUGUUUUGCCUGUUCAAUGUUUUCCUCUCCCCCACUGGUUGGCAUGUCCUAGUGAUGGUGGGAUAGAUAAAGGUAUAGGUGUCAGGAUGAAGGGGUGGUACAAGAAUGUUGAGGCAGAAUCUGGAGAAACAAUUGGUGUCAAUGGAAACCACCUCCAUUUUCUGCUUGCAUUGUUGUUGCAUUCAUAUCUUGAUGCCAAAUAAGAUCAACCUCAAACUGCAGUGUUUCAGGAUGCAAGCAGGAGGGGUGAUGGACACUAGUCGUUGUGUGUCUUAAAUUACGCCUCUGGCAACGAGCUACAGCCACUUACAAGAUGUCAAGAGUUGCGACUCGACAAAAAGACACUUUACAGUCAGAGACAAAAGAAAGACCACUGUUUUUGUGUGCAUCUCAAAGCUAACUUCAGUUAAGUUAGCUGCAAGAAGAAUCAAAUCCAACCCUCCCAGCCACCAGUUGAAUAUUGAUGAGUUUUAUCAUCUGUGUUUUUAAAUAAAAACAAAACUGACAAUGAGCCCUCCACCUGUAUGAGGUGAGGAGGCUAAGUGGGUGAGAGAGUUGGGGAGUGUUGCACGGGGUUGAUGUGUCACUUGGUCAAAAUCUAUUGGACAUGAUGGCUGUGUUUGGGGUGUUUAACAUUGUUCCCGGAGAACGCCCUCCUCCCCGAAACAAACAAUGUAACCAACCUCAACCCGUAAGAGAAGAAAAACUAAAAAACGUGGAGAUGGGUUUCAGAAACAAAAAACAAACCAACAACUGUUUUCUGCAGUAUUUCUUCUUCUAUUCCUGCCUCUUCUUCCUCCUCCUCUAUUACUUCUUCAAAACAUUGAAGCUUGAAUCUUCUGUUGCACCCGACACGGCUUCGUUUUUUAGACUUGCGGAGUUGUACACCCUGUGGAAUCCUGCAUGAAUGAUACAAAAAAAAUAAUAAUAGCAUCAAUGAGAAUCUACUGUAUGUGGGAGGAAGUUUUAUUGGUCCUUUCUGUUGUGGUCUCCAGGGUUUCUCUCUUUUUGAGUGAAAAUGCCUUUCUAUGACAUUCCUCUCAUUGUACCUUCAUUUAUACUGAAAUCAAGACAGAAGGCUGCAGGGAGAUUGGCUAGUUAUAUAUGUAUAUCUCGAAAAGGAACAAAACGAUUACUUUUUGCUUGCUUGUCUGUAUGUUCUGUGCGAGAUGCCUGCCGCUGAUACAGCUGGAAUUGCACCAUUUUUUUGUGGAGUGAACUUUUUUGUAAUUACAGUGGAACAACGAUAUCCCGGGAAGCAGGGUAAAGUGGAUAAAAGAUGUGGUGUCCAUGUUGGUGACAAAGUCCGACAAAUCAGUAACAUCUCAAAGUCUUCCAGGGUUUGGGGUUAAAACAGAGACAUCCGAGAGGAAGAGAUCAAUAGAAAGGCCGAGAAAGGAGAGAAACUCUUCAUCGUUGUUUUCUUUGUUAUUGACCGUGAUGAUGGAUAAACAGACAAUAUAAUAACUUCUAAUGAUCAUGAUGAUCUUGAUAUUAAGACAGAUUCUCCAUAUUUGGUUUGAUAUUCUGUUCCGUAUGUUUGUUUUCUUUUGAGCUCAGCUUAUCCUUUUUCCAACCCUGAGGUGGAGCUCUAUCCCACAGUUGCAUUGUGGGAGAAUGAGUUGGCGGGAGGCCAAGCAUGAGUCAGAGAGCAUCCACAGCAGUAAAUAGCUCUGUCUUUCUUGUCACUCUUUUUCAAAGCCAAUAUAGAAUUUAGACAGUGGGGGAGUUUCAUUGUGAGUCCCCUUUAAAAGCGUGUCAAACACAGCAGUUUCAUGCACACUGCAUUUAAGUGAAUGCAUCUUCUCUCCUGCAGAUGCUGAAGCAGAGUUCCACCACCGCGUGUGACCUUCCAGUGGCGCUGUAUGACAGCGUCCCUCCUAGUUUUUGUACCACUCCUUUUGCUUCACUUGUGAUUCAGAGUUGUUCUAUCAGUGCACCAAGAACACAGCUCAGCUCAUUCUCUCACUUGUAGACCACCUCGUCUGUGCUCCCUUCGUGUAAACACAGUUCAGUUGGGUUGGAGAAAAGAUGCCUGGGCCUCGUCAUGGUCCUGGAAAACAUCUGUGUUCUGUGUGUAUCACUCCUGUAAAUCUUGUAUUUAUUUCCGUGUGUUUCUCUGUGUGCCUCAAUCUAACACGUGUCACUAACGCACACCACUGUCAGCCCCAACAUUAUUAUUAUUUUUAUUUAUUUGGCCUACGUUUUACCUGGAGGCCUAUCACAUGUUGACCAGAGAAUGCACUGAAAAAAUAGAAAAGAAAAGAAAACUGCCUAUUAGUGUCUUUCCAACCUCAGUGGAAUGUCACAAACAAGUAUUUUUUUCAAAUCAGAAAGCACACUAAGUAUGUAGCUCCAGGUUGUGGUGUGUGUGUGUGUGUGUGUGUGUGUGUGUGUGUGUGUGUGUGUGUGUGUGUGUGUGUGUGUGUGUGUGUGUGUGUGUACACAUGGGUAAGUGCGUUUCAGAUACAUUUUUGGUGUUUUGUUUUUGUGCUUACUGCUUUAGAUUUUUUGUCUCCAGAAAUCCUUUUGAAACGUUUUAAUCAAGUCAUCAUAACAAUCUGACUGUGUGUGUGUGUGUGUGUGUGUGUGUGUGUGUGUGUGUGUGUGUGUGUGUGUGUGUGUGUGUGUGUGUGUGUGUGUGUGUGUGUGUGUGUGUGUGAAUGGUAACAUGCAAAGCCCCAAACAUUCACCAUCCAUCUUUGUGUCUAUGCUGCAGUGAAAACCACUAACACGCUAAUUAACCACACAGUCUUCAAAAAGCAAUGUAAAGCCGCUACUGAGAAGAGAGAAAAAAAGAAUUUUCUUUAAGUACAAAAGAUUUUUAAAAACAAGGAAAAAAUAUCUAGUUCCAGAAAUGCAUGUGCUAUGUGCAUGCCACACCGUGGGUUAACAGUCAUCUUCAGGACAUAAAAGAAAAAAAGCAGAUUAAUGAAUUCAGAGGAAUUUAAAAAAAAAAAUUAAAAGAUAUAUAGGUAGAUAGAUGUUUUUAAAAAGCAACGUUUCCUUUUUUUCUUCUAUUUUUGAGAACAAAAAAGGUUACAAAAUUACCAAAAAAAAUGUCUAAAGAAUAAAAACACAAAAGAGACUUUGGUGAGUUUGUUUUCUUCUGUUACAUGGGGGUUGAGGCACAACACAACCAUGUUCGGGACCACCGCAAAAAGAACUGUUUAAAAAAUAUAUAUACAAAGAAAAGUAAGUACAGUUCAGGUGGUGCAUUCUUCCUUCUACUUUGUGUGGGGGUCAGAGGGCGCAGGAGCCAAGUCUGAUGAUGUAGCUCCUCAUUAUAACUGGCUGUGGAACUUUUGAUCUCUCACUCACUCACUCUCUAUCUCUCUUUCUCUCUCUCUCUCUCUAAUUCUGUCUCUUCACACUCUUAUCUGUCGCACUCUCAAGCUGUCUCGCCGCUAUUUCUACCAGUGCAUUUUGUAAUUCCAAACAAAACUCUUCCUAAAGAAUAAAAACCAGAGAAUGCAAACCGCU
Pseudoliparis swirei is the source of this 11135-nucleotide messenger RNA. RefSeq names its product calcium channel, voltage-dependent, P/Q type, alpha 1A subunit, a (gene cacna1aa). Gene Ontology annotation, molecular function: high voltage-gated calcium channel activity. The record is from RefSeq and is a predicted model, not a curated record. NCBI's taxonomy places the organism in Eukaryota, Metazoa, Chordata, Actinopteri, Perciformes, Liparidae. Gene Ontology annotation, cellular component: membrane; voltage-gated calcium channel complex; neuronal cell body. Gene Ontology annotation, biological process: calcium ion import across plasma membrane; chemical synaptic transmission. The transcript is spliced from 51 exons. Bases 1 to 7536 code for a protein of 2511 amino acids.